AUGUACUCUUUCAUUCCUCUUCUCGCUUUACUACCUUCAUUGGUAAGGGGUCAAGUAACGGCUACUUUCCCCAAUGGAGCUACCAACCCCGAUCAACCAGAGUUCCUCCCUAUCGGAUCAUAUGUCAACGAAACUUCCCUCUCGAGAUUGAUGUCCAUCAAUGGUGUCGAUGAUUUCUGUCUUUGGGGUCCUCCCGAUCAGAGCGGUGCUAAAGAGAACGAAAUCGGUAAUGUAGAACCUAUAGUCGUGGCCUACUGUACCAAACCCAGGAAUGGUGCUAGACUGAUUCCUGAUGGAGCUAUUACCGCCGCUCAUUUCAUCAAAACCCCUCUAUAUGUUCAAAUUCACGGUUUCUGGGACGGUACCAAGGUCGGAAUUGUUGAAGGUGAUGCCGGUGGUGAACUCGAUCCUCACGGCGCUGAGAACUUAGGAAACCCUAUCGGUGGUAAUGUGACCUCGAAUGUCGAGGGUAAAGACGUCUUCUACGAGGAGUGGAUGUCUUUUAUCUCUUAUGACCAAUUCUGCGUACGAGUGUGUACCGCUGAAACCGCCAACGUCACUGCCGCUCUUCAAUGUGAACACGAGCUUGAUAUCAUGGGUUGUCAAUUCGUCAUGGCUAUUGAAGACUUUUAUCAAGAAAACAACACAUUCACUUCAUGUGACGGUGAAGCCGCUGCUCCUCCAGGUCUUUACCCUCAAGCCAACGGUUCGACUUCCACCUUCAGACAACGAUACACCGGUACAUACUCCAACGACGGUGGUGUCGGAUACUUUACCGUUGGUCAAACCGUCACUCCUUCUUCCGUCGCAUUCUAUCCGGCAACUUCCAACUGUGUGACUUACUCUACCAUCUCCAACGGAGUCAACACUGGUGACUGGGCAGUAACAGCCACUCCUUCCAUAUUGGCUUCAGGAUCAACUGUAGCAGCCGGCAACGUCGGUACCACUUCUCAAUCCAAACCUUCAGGUGCAUCCGCCACUGCUGCUGCCUCCGGAUCAUCAGCUUCAGCUUCUGCUUCUGCUUCUAGAUCAGGAUCAGGCUCCGCUUCUGGUUCAAGCGCCCCAUCAGCAAGUGGCUCAGCAUCCAACGCUAAUGCUGCUGCUUCCGCUUCAGGUUCAAGCUCAGCGGGGAUGAUAACCGUUCAAGGUGGAUCAAACGUUAUUGUCGGUAUGGGUGUAGCCGUCGUUGGUAUUUUAUUAGGAGCAGUCACUCUUCUCUAA
This is a messenger RNA of Kwoniella shivajii, 1221 nucleotides long. RefSeq lists its product as uncharacterized. The record is from RefSeq and is a predicted model, not a curated record. The transcript is spliced from 7 exons. NCBI's taxonomy places the organism in Eukaryota, Fungi, Basidiomycota, Tremellomycetes, Tremellales, Cryptococcaceae. The coding region runs from base 1 to 1221 and encodes 406 amino acids.